Psammomys obesus (fat sand rat) is the source of this 1362-nucleotide messenger RNA. RefSeq names its product pyroglutamylated RF-amide peptide receptor-like. Gene Ontology annotation, biological process: G protein-coupled receptor signaling pathway. The transcript has 6 exons. The record is from RefSeq and is a predicted model, not a curated record. Gene Ontology annotation, cellular component: membrane. NCBI's taxonomy places the organism in Eukaryota, Metazoa, Chordata, Mammalia, Rodentia, Muridae. Bases 1 to 1251 code for a protein of 416 amino acids. Gene Ontology annotation, molecular function: peptide binding; neuropeptide Y receptor activity.
AUGCCGUGGAACUUGACCGCGGAGCAGCUCUCGGAGCUGCUGCGGCUGCACAACCUGACACGCGCGCAGUUCAUCGCGCGCUACGGGCUGCGGCCACUGGUGCUCACCCCGCAGCUGCCCGCGCGCGCCAGGCUGGCCCUCCUGCUCGCCGGCUUACUCAUCUUCGCCCUGGCGCUCUUCGGCAACGCCCUGGUGGUCUACGUGGUGACCCGCAGCAAGGCCAUGCGCACCGUCACCAACAUCUUCAUCUGCUCCCUGGCGCUCAGCGACCUGCUCAUCGUCUUCUUCUGCAUCCCGGUCACCAUGCUCCAGAACGUCUCGGACACCUGGCUGGGGGGUGCCUUCAUUUGCAAGAUGGUGCCAUUUGUUCAGUGCACGGCCAUUGUGACAGAGAUCCUUACUAUGACCUGCAUUGCUGUGGAAAGGCACCAGGGGCUUGUCUAUCCUUUUAAAAUGAAGCGGCAGUACACCAAUCAAAGGGCUUUCACAAUGCUAGGUGUGGUGUGGCUGGUGGCCAUCAUCAUAGGAUCACCCAUGUGGCAUGUGCAGCGACUUGAGAUUAAGUAUGACUUCCUAUAUGAAAAAGAACACAUCUGCUGCUUGGAAGAGUGGAGCAGCCCCAUGCAUCAGAAAAUCUACACCACCUUCAUCCUUGUCAGCCUCUUCCUGCUGCCUCUCUUGCUGCUGCUUGUCCUCUAUGGUAAAAUCGGUUAUGAGCUCUGGAUCAAGAAAAGAGUAGGAGAUGGCUCAGUGCUCCGAACUAUUCAUGGAAAAGAAAUGUUCAAAAUAGCCAGGAAGAAGAAACGAGCUGUGAUCAUGAUGGUGACAGUGGUGGCUCUCUUUGCUGUGUGCUGGGCACCUUUCCACAUCGUUCACAUGAUGAUUGAAUACAGUAAUUUUGAAAAAGAAUAUGAUGAAGUCACAAUCAAGAUGAUUUUUGCUAUAGUGCAAAUAAUUGGAUUUUUCAAUUCCAUCUGUAAUCCCAUUGUUUAUGCACUCAUGAAUGAGAACUUCAAAAAAAAUUUUGUGUCUGCGGUUUGCUAUUGCACAGUAAAAGAAACGCUUUCUCCAGCACGGAGGCAUGGGAGUUCAGGGGCUAUGGUGCUGCAGAGGAGAGCAAAGUUAGCUGGGGGAGAGAAUCCUGGAGAGAUCAAAGGAGAAGCAUUUGGGGACAGCUGUGUCGAUGUGAAGUGGUGUGAACAGCCAGAGAAGAGGAAGAAAAAAUCUCAAGUGGCGUCUUUCCCUCUUUAGCUAUGGAUUUCUGAGAACUCUGCCAUAGAUGUGGACAUUAACUGUAACAGUGUCUUCAAAAUCAGCACCUGUCAUACUGUAAUCAAAAGAAAAUUAUUUUGUGAAAAAGUC